AUGUCGCUUUCCGAUGACGACAUGGGCCGAAACCAGGAAUGUGGACUGUACGAUGCAAUUGUCGACCGUUUCACGUACAGCGAGUUCUCCCAGAAGGAUUUCCUCCCUCAGGACGACUUCGAAUCGCUAAUCACCGAACAUACUAUCAAAGAAGAGCUAGACAAAGCUGCUUUCGGAGAAUAUGAUUCGUCACUUGUCAAGUACAUUACGAAACACGCGCGAAAAACGUUUGCUACCUUAGUCUAUGGAGACGCGGUCCGCAGGGCUAUCAACCUAGAAAGAUUCGAAUUCGGCGACAGAUACCUUCCCAUCGCUCUCGAAGGGCCACGUCUCAUCUCUCUCAACGGCUUUGCGCGAGAUUCUUCCGCGUGGAAGUGGUUUAACAAAUGGAGGACACAGGAGAAACAUUUCUUCUGUAAAGAGCAAUGGGGCAAUCUCGUGAUUGCCAUCAAGGAACUGCGAAACAAGGAAGCCGGUGCCGAUCAAAGUGAACUCGAUGCGCUAGACCUGGCGAGGCAAUUGAAGCAUCCACAUAUCGUGAGAUUCGUCGGCGGCUUCAGGCAGAACUUCACGAGCCAUCUGCUGUUCCAGUGGGCGGACGGAGGCAACUUGCGGUCGUACUGGAACAACGAGGAGAAUUGGUCUCGGGAUGCAGACCUCAUAAGCUGGAGUAUUGAACAAAUACAAGGACUUGUUGCAGCACUCGAUCAGUGGCACAACAAUCCGUCUAGGCUUGCUCUGAACGGUCGACAUGGAGAUCUCAAACCGGAGAAUAUUCUUCGAUCUUCGGGACCGCACCGUGGAAUAUUUCAGAUCGCAGAUCUGGGUCUGGCCAAGAUACACUCAUUGCCAACACAUGCAAGAAAUAAACCUUCAGCAUCUCCAGGCGGAACACUCAGAUAUAGGCCUCCGGAGGUUGGCCGAAAGAUCUCAAGGUCUUACGACAUGUGGGGCAUGGGCUGCAUCAUCCUGGAGUGGAUAAUCUGGUUAGUCUACGGCAUUCGCGAACUUGACGAAUUCUGUCAGCAGGCAUUCCCCGAGGAGUUCGACGCUUUCUGGUUGCGCGACAGCGAAAAUCGUACCACUAAUCCAGUAGUGGUUUCGUGGAUGAAACACAUGACCGACACAUGUCUAGCAGACGGAGAUCAAUGCUACAGUGUUGCUCUACGAAAGCUUUUGAUCUUCGUAAGAGACAGGCUACUGGUGCCAGAUUCAACAGAGCAAGAUACAAGCGACAUCUACCACCCAUCCGCUGACAACGAGGAAGUACCCAUUUACAUUACGCCUGCAUCAGAUGUCGGACAUACGUCUCCUAUUCCAGGGAGAGCAAAGGGCAAAGAUGCAUGCAGGGAACUUGCAAGGAUCAGCUCGACAACUCACGGUAUUCCCUACUACAUGUACAACCCGAGGGUCAACAUGAGCGGACCGAACGGGCGAGGACCAGCGAUACCAAGCAAGUUACUGAUGCCUUUGUCGACAUCCAACUUUCGCCUAGAGGUGAAUGGUCCCCCCGGCAAUCGAUGA
Messenger RNA from Alternaria conjuncta, 1524 nucleotides. RefSeq lists its product as uncharacterized. Gene Ontology annotation, molecular function: protein serine/threonine kinase activity; ATP binding. The transcript is spliced from 3 exons. NCBI's taxonomy places the organism in Eukaryota, Fungi, Ascomycota, Dothideomycetes, Pleosporales, Pleosporaceae. Gene Ontology annotation, biological process: peptidyl-threonine phosphorylation; peptidyl-serine phosphorylation. The record is from RefSeq and is a predicted model, not a curated record. The coding region runs from base 1 to 1524 and encodes 507 amino acids.